AUGGCCUUCAUCCUACGGCGACCUUUCGCGGUCGCAGGCACCAUCGCCAAAGAGCUACCGAAGGCCUCAGCGACACGAAACGCCUUCCGCAGCUUCCAGACCCAAGCAACCCAGCAACAACCCAUCCUCAAGCAAGCAACGCCUCUCCGAAGCGCGUUCGCGUCGCAGCAGCAGAAUGUCUUUCGCCAAGCGUUCAAACAGUCAAGCAGGAGGACAUACCAAACAAACGCGCCCGCAAAUCCACUCGCACAAGGAAACCUCACUCAGCGCCUGAUAUACGGCGGCGCCAUCUUCGGAGGAACUUUGCUUGCCAUCAAUCUGGUCUUCAACCGGGAAACAAGAGAAGAUGGAGGAAUGCCACCGUACGAGAGAAGCUACCUGAAUGAGACGUUCUUGCACACGGGACUGGGAAUCGGAAUUAUCGGUGUUGCCGCUCGCGCUCUCCAUGUCAACGGCUGGUCUUAUAGACUGAUGUCUGCAAACCCAUGGCUGGUUCUUGGUAUUGGCCUUGUUGGAUCUAUCGGCACUAUGAUGGGCUGCCAUGCUACUCCACCGGAGAACUACAUGCUCAAAUAUGGUCUCUGGACUGCAUUCAACGUUACUCAAGCCGCUCUGCUCAGCCCACUGCUGUUCUUCUCCCCUGCUAUCCUUGCGCGCGCUGGUCUCUACACCGUUGGUAUGAUGGGAUCCAUUGCGUUCGUUGGCGCCACUGCCAAACAGGAGAAGUACCUGUACAUUGGUGGUCCCCUCCUUGCUGGUGUAGCCAUCGUCGCGAUCUCUGGAUUCGCCCCGCUCGUCCUUCCGGCCACUGCAACUCGCGCCCUUAUGUGGAGUGAGAGGAUCUGGCUCUACGGAGGUCUGGCUGUCUUUGGUGGCUUCACCCUCUACGAUACCCAAAAGAUUCUCGCCCACGCGCGCAUGGCAGAGCGUGGUCUCUUCAAGCGUGAUGCUGUUAACGAGUCCAUCGCGCUUGAGCUCGACUUCAUCAACAUCUUCAUCCGUAUGGUGCAGAUCUUGGCCCUGCAGCAACGGAGAAAGUAG
Lecanosticta acicola is the source of this 1041-nucleotide messenger RNA. The record is from the annotation of a GenBank genome assembly. NCBI's taxonomy places the organism in Eukaryota, Fungi, Ascomycota, Dothideomycetes, Mycosphaerellales, Mycosphaerellaceae.